Molecule: messenger RNA, 2127 nt
Organism: Hemiscyllium ocellatum (epaulette shark)
Lineage: Eukaryota; Metazoa; Chordata; Chondrichthyes; Orectolobiformes; Hemiscylliidae
Product: thiosulfate sulfurtransferase/rhodanese-like domain-containing protein 2
Exons: 9
Coding region: 112-1560 (482 amino acids)
Source: RefSeq, a predicted model, not a curated record
UCCGGCGGGAGGGUUGGUCUGAGGCGGAGGCGACGGGAAGCUUUCUCUCUCUCUCUGACUCACUCCCUGGAGCCGGCUUCGGGAGACCCCUGGCCCGCGAGCCCCGCUGCCAUGGCGACACCGUUCCAUCCAGGGACGCUCGAGCCGGGCGUUGAGAGGUGGCACGAGCUGAAAGGCUGCGGGGCGCGCGCCCUCCCGAGGCCGAGCCGCAAGCGCCGGGGAGCCGUGAGGAAACGGGCAUUCGCCCUCUUUAUCAAUUCACGACAAGUACCUAAAGUUGGCAGUACCUCACCACAAGAAUUGGGUAGGCCAAAUGUUCAUUGGGAAUGCUGUGGGCAGCAGUUUGAAAAAGUGGAGGACAUUCACAAGCAUGUGGCCAGUGAACAUAUGCCUGAGGUUAUACAACAGACUGAAGCUAUUUUCAAGAUGUUUGCCCAAAAUAACAAGUUGACAACAGUACCUGGUUCUUCAGAUCACAAUGUUGUAUCACCACAGCACAGUGGAACUAAAAAAGAAUUUGACAUAUCCAAGUGGUUGCCUGAUACAAGUCACAUAAAUUUUGAUGAGCUAACGUGUGUAGCAGGCGAAGUGCUGUUAUAUUACUCGUAUUGUGAUAUCGAGGAACCACAACUGAUCUGCACCUGGCAAAAAGCCCUUUGUCAUCAGUUGCACUUAACAGGCAAGGUCCGUAUUUCCAAAGAAGGCAUUAAUGGAACAGUUGGUGGAUGCAAGAGAGCAACUGAGCAGUACAUUGAAGCUAUGCUUUCCCAUCCACAAUUUCAAGCUAUGUCUGCAGAGGACUUUAAGCGGAGUGCAGGAGGAUCCCAUUGUUUCCAAGACCUCCGAGUUGGAGUUUAUAAAGAGGUUGUUCCCAUGGGAAUAGAUCCUGCGAAGAUUUCUUAUAAAGAUGCUGGAAUUCAUUUAACUCCCGAAGAGUUUCACAGAAAACUAGAAGCAUUGUAUAACAAUACCCAGAUUCGAAAAGACACCAUUCUCUUGGACUGCAGGAAUUUCUAUGAGAGUAAAAUUGGAAAUUUUCAACACUGCAUUGCGCCUAAUAUCCGGAAAUUCAGCUACUUUCCAGAUUACAUAGAUACAAAUUUGGAAUGUUUCAAGGACAAGCAGGUCCUUAUGUAUUGUACAGGAGGAAUCCGCUGUGAACGAGGCUCAGCCUAUCUCAGGUCAAAGGCUGUGUGCAAGGAAGUUUACCAGCUCAAGGGUGGAAUUCACAAAUAUCUUGAACAAUUUCCAAGUGGUUUCUACAGGGGAAAAUUGUUUGUUUUUGACAAUCGUUAUGCCAUCUUUGCCAGUGAUGACAUUAUUUCAGAAUGCAGCUAUUGUGGUGUCCCAUGGGAUGAAUACAGACUCUGCAGUACCUCUUAUUGCUGUCAGCUUGUUUUAUCUUGUGUUCAGUGUCGAAAAAAAGGCCUUCUAGCCUGUUGUACAGUGUGCCAAGAAAAGGAAAACUCAACAUCUGAAACACAUUCAGGCCGCCCUAGAAAAGAGGAAUGUGAAUGUACUGAAAAACGGGUGCGGAUUCCUGUCAUGCUUCCACAUUAACUUUUUAAACCCAGAAAUAGAGAGAUCAGGUUUGAAAGUAUAAGGAUUUGCAUUUACGUAGUGAUUUUCAAAACCUAGGACAUUUCAAAGUACUUGAGUACUUUUAAAGUUGAGUCACUAUGGUAAUGUAGGAAAUACGUUGCCAGUUUACACAUAGCAAGAUCCUGCAUGCAGUGUGUAAAUGACCAGAUAAUCUGUUCAGAGCUCUGAUUUGAGGUGUAUGAUUUAUUUUAAUUACCUUUUAAUAGUUCUAUUUUAAACACUGAUUUACAGUGAUCAGGCAGUGCCUGUGGAGAGAAUCAAUGUUACUGUUUCACAUCAAAGAUCUUGCAUUGGAACUGAGUUUUUAGUCAUGAAUGCUCAUUGGCUUAAAAUAUUAACUCUCUUUCUAUCCAGAGAUGCUGCCUGGCCUGCUGAGUUUUUUCCAGCUUUUAUUUUUGUUUUUAUUUCAGAUCUCCAGAAUUGGCAAUAUUUUGCUUUUGAUUUAUCGUGGCGUUAGUUCAUCUACAUGCUGCUUACAGCCUAAAUAUUACAUUGAUAAAUAACCAAUUCUGAAUAAUAAUUUUA